This is a messenger RNA of Pelecanus crispus (Dalmatian pelican), 2061 nucleotides long. The record is from RefSeq and is a predicted model, not a curated record. NCBI's taxonomy places the organism in Eukaryota, Metazoa, Chordata, Aves, Pelecaniformes, Pelecanidae.
GUAUUGAUGGCCUACAUGUUGGGUAUAAUAGAAGCCCUGGACACAAUCCAGAUAUGACUGGAGGCUGGUUUCGUUUUGAACCUCCUGUGAUGUGGCUUCAUGCAUUGCUAGGCGGGCAGCAGCUUGACGCUGCCAAAAGGAGGAGGGAAGAAUCUUGCUUGCCUGGCUUUUGGCUACACGGUAUGAACUCGGAGGGCUUCAGUCAGUUUAGUGAAGUGGUAAGAGACUUCCAGGAAUAUAUAGAACCAGGCGAGGAUUUUCCAGCUUCUCCACAGAGAAGAAAUACUUCAUUACAGGAAGACAAAGAUGACAGUGUGAUUUUACCCCUGGGUGCAGAUACACUAACAUGUAACUUAGGCAUUCCAGUAGUAGUAGUUUGUACAAAGUGUGAUGCCAUCAGUGUUCUAGAAAAAGAGCAUGACUACAGAGAUGAACACUUCGACUUCAUUCAGUCACAUAUCAGACGGUUUUGCUUACAAUAUGGGGCAGCACUUAUUUACACUUCAGUAAAGGAGAACAAAAACAUUGACUUAGUGUAUAAAUACAUAGUCCAGAAGUUGUAUGGAUUUCCUUUCAAUGUUCCGGCUGUUGUUGUGGAAAAAGAUGCAGUAUUUAUUCCUGCAGGUUGGGAUAAUGACAAGAAGAUAGGAAUAUUGCACGAGAACUUUCAGACGCUAAAAGCAGAAGACAGUUUUGAAGAUAUCAUAACAAAACCACCAGUUAGAAAGUUUGUUCAUGAAAAAGAAAUUGUAGCAGAAGAUGACCAAGUGUUUCUUAUGAAGCAGCAGUCACAGUUGGCGAAACAACCACCUACUGCUGCAGGAAGGCCAGUGGAUGCCUCCCCAAGAGUUCCUGGAGGAUCUCCUAGGACACCAAAUAGAUCCGUAACAUCAAACGUUGCCAGUGUUACACCUAUCCCUACUGGGUCAAAAAAAAUUGAUCCUAAUAUGAAAGCUGGAGCUACUAGCGAAGGAGUCCUGGCUAACUUCUUCAAUAGUCUCCUGAGCAAGAAAACUGGUUCCCCUGGUGGCCCUGGCAGUGUUGGUGGCAGUCCAGGAGGCGGCGGCACAGGAAGUGCUGGCAGCAACUUGCCACCAUCAGCAAAAAAGUCAGGUCAGAAGCCAGUUUUAACAGAUGUUCAGGCAGAAUUGGACAGAAUUUCACGAAAACCUGAAAUGGUCUCUCCUACAACACCUACAUCUCCCACAGAAGGUGAAGCAUCUUGAAGGCACCAAAUAAAACCAAUUGUUCAGUUUUUCUGGGAUAAUUCAAACUUGCCUCUGCCUCUUCCUUCAGUGACUGGAACUAAAGAACUGAAAUAUCUUUCAGAACACAAACAGUUGAUGUCUGUCUUUCUUUCAUAUGUGUUGCCCAACUUUACAAAAGGGAGCUGUACAGAUGGAAAAUGGUUAUCACAUCACGUAGGAGUACCGUUCACAGUGCAAGAAUAGUAAAUCAAUUUUUUUCAGGGUUUUGUGGAAAAGUCAGUGUAAUUCUGUAAAAUUGCAAGUAUGUCCACUUAAGUGAUAGGGGUUGCUUAGAGCAGAAAAACUGAUACACACCACAGGCACUUAAUUUAUAUUAUUUCCCAACCUGUUUGGCAAGUUUAAUACCAUCUUAAAUAGAUUAACCUCUAAGGGAGAGAACUACUAGUAGUUUUUGGAAGAGAAAAUUAAUUGCUCAAAACUAUGACAACAAACUCCAGUUACACUUGAACACUUCAUUUGGAGCAUGGUUAAAAAAAAUCUGUUUGAUCUCUGAGAUUUACACUGCAUUCAAAAGCCCAUGUGAAAAUUCAUUCCAGAUAUAAGACUAAAUUAGUGGCCAGGUUUUUUUUUUUUGUUUUUCUCUUUGAUUAAUUUCAGACACUGAAUCAAAGAUGUAUAAAGAAAAAGCAGAGGUUAAAUGUACAGAUUAUCAGUAUCCAGAUUUGUCUAUAUAUAUGGCUUGGCCUUAAUGUCCCCCACUAUGUUUCCCACAUUAGUUACGGUUUAAAAUUGGUCAUCAAAACUGUAAUCAGUUAAUAAAGUAUUCUCUGCAUUCAAAUUUAAGUAACUUUCA